Messenger RNA from Manis javanica (Malayan pangolin), 744 nucleotides. Lineage: Eukaryota; Metazoa; Chordata; Mammalia; Pholidota; Manidae. The record is from RefSeq and is a predicted model, not a curated record.
AUGGCUCAAAAAACUCAGAAACCACCACAGAAACCAGCUCCCACUGUUGUUUCUGUAGCUCCAGCUGUCAAAGAUCCAUUGGUUAAGAAACCAGAAACUAAACUAAAACAGGAGACAACUUUUCAAGCAUUUAAGAGAACAGAAGUCAAGACAUCCAUGGUUAUUUCCGGAAAUUCUUCUAGUACCAGUGUUUCCUCUUUAGUAACUAGUGGUCUAACUGGAUGGGCAGCUUUUGCAGCCAAAACUUCCUCUGCUGGUCCCUCAACAGCAAAAUUAAAUUCAAUAACCCAAAACGAUAGUGGGAAACCUGCUACCUCAUCAGGUAACUGGAAGUCUGUGGGUUUGCCUGGUCUGGGAACAUCAUCCAAAGGUGGAAUAGGUUCCAGAACAGGUUCCAAAAUAAGUUCCAGUAAUAGCACUGUACCCACUGUGCCACUGAAACCACUUCCCCCUCUAACUUUGGGCCGAACUGGCCUUAGUCACUCAGUUAGUUGUGACAAUGUUAGCAAAGUAGGUCUUCCUAGUCUGAGUAGUGUAGUUCCAGAAAGCUUCAGCCAACUAAGUGGGAAUGGAAAUAGUGGGGCACCGGGGCCCAGUGGAAGUGCCACUAGCAAAAGCACUUCAGAAUCAAGCAGCUCACCCUCAACGUCCCUUAAAGGUCCAACCUCACAAGAGUCACUGGUCAAUGCCAUGAAGUGAUUGCAGAUGGUCAACAAGAAAGCUACCCAAAAGAAACUCAAGUAG